UGUCCCAACAAACGGGCAGCCCCAAAAAAGGACACUGUGCGCACAUGGUUGGAGCAACGGUCACCUCGGGCAGCCAGCUCGUAACCCCCUAAAUUUUCUUUUGUCCCCAUCACCUAUAUAAUUCCCAUUUUAUGCCACCCUAGUAUUGCUUGUCUCAAUUUGCUUCAGCAACAUUUUCCUUCUUUUGUCUCCAUACAUUCAAUCUUCCCCCAUUUGCAACGAAAUUUUCCUAGGAAAAUUUGCUAAGACUAUAUCGACAAUGGAGGCAUUGAGGAUGAGACUGAUUUUCACCGUCAUGAUAGUGCUGAUGGCCUUGUCCGCGCUCCAAAAUGUUGCGGCAACUGAUGCCCCGGCCCCUAGCCCUACCUCAGAUGCCACUGCCUUCGUGCCAACAUUGGUUACUUCCCUUCUUGCUCUCGCAUUUGGCCUUCUUUUCUAAAAUGGUGUCAUUGAUGGGUUACAUUAUAUUUUAUCUUCCAUUAUUGGGGUUUAUGUAGAGUUCUUUUGUCUCAAGUUCUCUUCUUUUAUUCUUUCUCUCCAAAGGGUAUAAAACUCUAUAUUAGUGAAUUAUAGGAAGAGAAAGAAAGAAAGAAAGAAACGCUUGAGGAUUUUUUGGUUGGGAUUUCGCUUUUUACGUAUUUUUUCUCCUUGUGACUAUUGGUCAUGAUUUCAUACUUUUCUUAUUGUUUUCAUUUUAAUGUAUAAUUGAUGUGAUUUGUUUG
Molecule: messenger RNA, 722 nt
Organism: Durio zibethinus
Lineage: Eukaryota; Viridiplantae; Streptophyta; Magnoliopsida; Malvales; Malvaceae
Source: RefSeq, a predicted model, not a curated record